Molecule: messenger RNA, 165 nt
Organism: Plasmopara halstedii
Lineage: Eukaryota; Oomycota; Peronosporomycetes; Peronosporales; Peronosporaceae
Exons: 2
Coding region: 1-165 (54 amino acids)
Source: RefSeq, a predicted model, not a curated record
AUGAAGUUCUCACUGGGUACUUACUACCUUGUUCUGGAUAUCAUUUUACUGGAGGAAGUGAAAAGGAAAGUGCCUUAUCAUGGUGAGCAAAUCGGUACGGCUGAGUAUGAUGAGACUCAGCAAUGUGGGACUCAUGGACUGCGCUAUGAUUUUAAUGACAAGUAG